UCUUUUUUCACCCACAGGAGCCCAGAAACAUUCCAUGUCAGAGAUGCUGUGGCUGCUGCCCCUGCUGUGGGCAGGGUCCCAGGCUCAGGAUGAAAGACUCACGCUCACAGUGCAGACACCCGUGAUGGUGCAGGAGGGACUGUGUGUGUUUGUGCCCUGCACCUUCACCCACCCGGGGCGCGACUGGAAUCAUCUUUCCCCUGCAUAUGGCUACUGGUUCCAGGGAGGAGCUAAUAUAAAUCAGGAUGCUGCUGUGGUCACAAACAACCCCGCUCGUAAAGUGCAGGAGGAGACCCAGGGCCGAUUCCACCUCCUCGGGGAUCCCCAGACCAACAACUGCUCCCUGGACAUCAGAGACGCCAGGAGGACCGAUGAUGGAUUAUAUUUUUUUCGGGUGGAGAGAGGAAUUUCCCAGUGGCAUAAAUAUUCUUACAUACAGAACAUGCUUUCUGUGCGUGUGACGGCCCUCAGCCACACACCCCACAUCCUCAACCCGGGGCCCCUGGAGAGCGGCCUCCCCAGGAACCUGACCUGUUCUGUGCCCUGGGCCUGUGAGCGGGGCACGCCCCCCAUCUUCUCCUGGACGUCAGCUGCCCACAGCUCCCUGGGGCCCAGGACCCGCCUCUCCUCCGUGCUCACCCUCACCCCACGGUCCCAGGACCACGGCACCAACCUCACCUGUCAGGUGCAUUUUCCUGCUGCUGGUGUGACCGUGGAGACAACAAUCCAGCUCAGUGUCACCUGUGCCCCGGAGAACCCAACAACAGGUGGUUGCCUAGGAGACGGCACAGGUCAUGUACCUGGGAGUGGAAUUGCUGAGUCAAAUGGUACUUUCUAUGUAUAA
Molecule: messenger RNA, 844 nt
Organism: Myotis myotis
Lineage: Eukaryota; Metazoa; Chordata; Mammalia; Chiroptera; Vespertilionidae
Product: myeloid cell surface antigen CD33-like
Exons: 5
Coding region: 35-844 (269 amino acids)
Biological process (GO): cell adhesion
Cellular component (GO): plasma membrane
Molecular function (GO): sialic acid binding
Source: RefSeq, a predicted model, not a curated record